Molecule: messenger RNA, 630 nt
Organism: Acanthoscelides obtectus
Lineage: Eukaryota; Metazoa; Arthropoda; Insecta; Coleoptera; Chrysomelidae
Source: the annotation of a GenBank genome assembly
AUGAAAUGCAGCCAGUUGUUUGGGUUGAAAAUGGCAGAAAGUAGGACAAUCUCGGAAUCGACUUUUACAAAAUCAGAAAACACAUCUUCGGAUGAGGAACAAGAACCUCCUUGUCGCUCAGUUGGACGGCCACGGGUGCCAUUUGAAGAGGCAUCCAAGAAAACAAAACGAAGACGUGUAGCCGAACUAACCACAGUCAGAUCUGCAAAUGAACUUCAAUUUGCUGUUAAUGUCGUUUCUGGAAGCAAUCACAGUGAGGUCUCGCCACAAGUUUUUAGUUUUAGUACAGCUGAAGCUUUAGCCCUUAUGGUAGAUUUGGAUAUAAAAGUUGCUUUGCAAGAACUUGUACAGAAAACAGCUGAAAGUAUACUUGAAAUAAUAAAUGUUGAAGAGAGAGAUUGCCGGAUCAAAGUGAUAUGCAAGUGGGGAUUUGAUGGCAGUUCUGGGCAUAGCCAAUAUAAGCAGAAAUUUUCUGAUUUAGAAAACACCGACGAAUUUCUGUUUCUUGUAGCAAUGACGCCACUCAGAUUGAUUGAUAUGGAUACGAAUAAGGUAUUGUGGAAAAAUUAGAGCCCUUCAUCUACUUUAUAUUGUAGGCCGAUCAAGUUUUUAUUUAAAAAGGAAAAUGCU